Molecule: messenger RNA, 527 nt
Organism: Brassica oleracea var. oleracea
Lineage: Eukaryota; Viridiplantae; Streptophyta; Magnoliopsida; Brassicales; Brassicaceae
Product: LOB domain-containing protein 3-like
Exons: 2
Coding region: 1-495 (164 amino acids)
Source: RefSeq, a predicted model, not a curated record
AUGAGACAAAAGGGUCACAGACACGGAGAAGCAGUGUCACCUUGUGCCGGAUGCAAGCUUCUUCGGAGAAAAUGUGUGAAAAUUUGCGUCUUUGCUCCAUAUUUUCCGGCUAAGGAGCCUUACAAGUUUGCCAUUGUCCACAAGAUCUUUGGUGCUAGUAAUGUCAAUAAGAUGUUGCAGGUGUUGUCGGAGAACCACCGGAGCGACGCCGUAAAUUCGUUGGUGUACGAGGCGAACGCGAGGGUACAAGAUCCUGUGUACGGAUGUGUAGGAACAAUUUCGUCAUUACACAGACAACUCGAAACUCUCCAAACUCAGCUAGCUAUUGCUCAGGCCGAACUGGUUCAUAUGAAGACGCUCCACCAUGUUGACACUAGAUCGUCGCCGUAUAUGGCGAGUAGCAUUACUUUCCCCGCGAUCAAAGACUUCUCCAGUGACGACAACAUGGCUUUUAUGUACGAUAAUGGUGCCGGCGAGUCCCUUUGGUCGUGCUAGCUUUUCCCUGAUCUAUCCGUGCAAUAGUUAAA